CUCAGUUCAAAGUGCAAAAGUGUUGUGCUUUAGAGAAAUUGCGCUGAUGAGCAGACAUAGAGCGUUCCUUGUGGAGGGACCGACAAGAUCAACUCUCAACAGAAUGCUUGGAAUUUUGCUGAUCAUUGUUACUUUUGAAGCUGUACCUACCUAUACAUCAGAAGAUGUUGAAUUUACUAACCCGAAAACCAUUGAAGGAAUUUCUAAAUCUUCCCAAAUUGUGGCUAACGAACUGAAACCAAAUCCAGAGACAUCAAAGUUAAAUUCGACUAUUUCAUCGGUAGAACACACUCUUCAGCGCAAAUCGAGAGCACUACCGUUAUUCGAAAACCUUCCAAACAUUGAUGCAAAAGACGUAGAAGGAAAGGAUUCGGUGCAGAAGCUACCUACCAAAUCAAGAUAUGGUUAUGUCAUUCCUUACAUUAGACCUGGGAAAAAGGAUUCUGAAAAAACAGAUGGUAAUGAAAUCUCUAACAUGAAGCCUAUCCUUAACAAUGAAGAGUUAAUCAUGGCCGGUGCUCGAACUAAGCGUUCAUUCAAUAUGAUACCAAACGUACGAUUUGGUAGGACACUUGUACCAUCACUCAAUUCAAAGAAAACGCAAAACACUCUAAUCCCAAUGGCAAGAUAUGGAAGAGAUACAGAAGUUCCAGUUUUUUCUGAAGAACCAGAGUUGCAUUAUGACCCUGUUGAUGGUGAAAUAUUAAAUACAAUCAAUGCGCAAAAGCUGGAAAAUGAAUUAGAAAUAGAAGAAGCACCAAAUUUUUUGGAUUAUGCAAAACAAGAUUUAGAUGAAGAAAUUAACUCAAGAUCUAUUAAACAAAACACUGGUGACACCGAUUAUGUCAUUCCUUAUCCAAGGCUUGGUAAAUCUACCAGUGAAAAUGUUCCUUUAAAUGUUGUCAGUUCUUCGGAUGAUGAUAGUUUAUCAAUCAUUCCUCAAAUACGAUAUGGCCGUUCUGUUUCUAUUUUAUCGAUACCAAAAACAGAUGUAGUGAAACAGUCAGACAUUCCAAAUUUAAUUUUACCUUAUCCAAGACCUGGAAGAUCUGAACCAAUCUCAUCUGAGAGCAAAAAGAGUGUUGGUAUUCCUGAUGGAUUGAAGAUAAAUUCAAAAGUUAUAAAUAUUGAAGACGAUAUUGAUAAAUAUGGAAAUAAUCGAAUAAAGAAAGAAAGUUUCAUGUUACCUUACGCAAGAUUAGGGCGUAGUGGAAAAGCAAUUUUUAAUAAAAUUAAUGAGAAAAAUUUCGACACAGAUGAAAAAAUUCCCAUUCCUUUUUUGCAGUUAAAUUUUUCAAUUAGUUCCGAAGAUUCACCAGAACAUCUUUUAGAACCAGAUGAAAAAGAUACAUUCUUCAUUAUUCCUUAUCCUCGACCAGGAAAGAGAACAAUCACGCGAAAAUCUCUAAUACCAAAUACAAGAUUUGGAAGGAGUGUAUUAUUUCCGAAUGAUCAAACUAAAAUGAGUAAAUCCGAAGAUCACAGACUUAAAGAGUUUGUUUUACCGUAUCCAAGACCUGGUAAACGAAGGGCAUUAGCUUAUAAUUUUGCUGGGGAUGAUUACUACUAUGGGGCAAGUGAAUCAACGGACGAUGAAGAAAAUAACAUGGAAGAAAUUGAGAAUUUAUUUAAUUUUCUAAAUAGCGGUUUGAAUGUUGAUGAAAACGACGGGGAAAAAAUAAUUAGGAAAAGGAGCAUAAAGUCCAUGUACAUGUUGCCCUCAUUCAGACCAGGAAGAUCACUUUUACCAAUCCCUAGACCAGGAAGAUCUCUUUUACCAAUCCCAAGACCAGGACGAUCUCUUUUACCAAUUCCUAGACCAGGAAGAUCGCUUUUACCAAUUCCAAGACCAGGAAGAUCACUUUUACCAAUUCCAAGACCAGGAAGAUCCCUGUUACCUAUUCCGAGACCAGGGAAAUCAGAAGGUUCAAAAUUUGUUCUUCCUUACCCAAGGCCUGGAAGGUCAGCGAAUGUCAUUUUACCUUAUCCAAGACCUGGUCGCAAAAUCUCUGAACUAUCCAAACAAAUACCUGCUGUUUUGGAUGACGAAGCUGACACUUCAAGCUACUCAAAACCGAUCAUAUCAAACAUGACACUACCUCUAAGAUUUGCCAUGUUUUAUAUUAGGCCUGGUCGCUCAAGUAUAGAUAACGAUUCUUUUUCUCGCGCAAAUUCAAGAAACAAAAGAAAGGCUAGUGACAACGAAGGCUUUUUUGUCCCGUACCCAAGACCAGGAAGAUCUUUUUCUGCUUUACUGCCUUAUCCAAGGCCUGGACGAUCAAGUUCAAAUGGAAUUCCUAUCCCUCCUUAUUCGAAAUAUGAGCAAUAUAGUGAUGUAAGAAAUUUAAUGCCAAAAGAAAAUUUAGAAAUGGCAAUUACAAGUAGUAAAUCUUUUGUGUUACCAUAUCCCAGACCUGGAAGAUCUUCUAAUUUAAGAAAUCUUGUACCGAAUUUAGACCCGACCUUUCAUAACUUUGAAUAUUCAAGAGAAUUUAGUAUGCCGUAUUUCGAAGAAAAUAUGGCCCCACAGUCAAAGUUUAGCGAUGAUGGCAACGAUUCAGCCUUUCACUUAGAAGAUGUUUCUAAAAAAAGUACUAUUGUUCCAUAUCCUAGGCCUGGAAGGUCAACUAAAGGUUAUGUUUUACCAUAUCCACGAAUGGGUCGGAGAGAUAUUAUGGAUCAAAGUGUAAACAAGAAUAAUGAUAAAGAAUCAGGGCUGUAUAAGCCAGAUAUGCAAAUGGCACCGAAAGAAGUGAUUCCGAAAUAUGCUCAUAAACUUCACAAACAUAUGCUUACAAGUAGCGCCAAUUAUAUACUGCCAUACCCAAGACCAGGACGGUUUACGGAAUAAUUGAAAAUUUCAUUGUAUAGAAUUCUAAUUCAGUUGAGGCAUUUUGCUUGUAUAAUGUAGGAAAACUGUAAAAAAAAAAAGAGGAUGUAAAGUUGAAAAAAAAAUCGAAUACUUUAUGUAAAAGAGAAAAUAAAACAAAAUAAAACAAAGAAUAUAAAAAUUAUGUUACUGCACCUGAGUACUUAUUAAACACAAAAGUGAGUUUCCAAAAAACGGGGAACUUUUCAAACUUCCGAAGUAUUGAAAUAAAAAAGAAAAGUUUCUUAUUGAUGUACACUCCUUAACGGUAUAAAUUCAUUU
Uloborus diversus is the source of this 3151-nucleotide messenger RNA. RefSeq lists its product as uncharacterized. The record is from RefSeq and is a predicted model, not a curated record. The coding region runs from base 47 to 2851 and encodes 934 amino acids. NCBI's taxonomy places the organism in Eukaryota, Metazoa, Arthropoda, Arachnida, Araneae, Uloboridae. The transcript is spliced from 2 exons.